This is a messenger RNA of Trichoplusia ni (cabbage looper), 1036 nucleotides long. RefSeq names its product general odorant-binding protein 83a-like. The record is from RefSeq and is a predicted model, not a curated record. The coding region runs from base 430 to 972 and encodes 180 amino acids. Gene Ontology annotation, biological process: sensory perception of smell. The transcript has 5 exons. NCBI's taxonomy places the organism in Eukaryota, Metazoa, Arthropoda, Insecta, Lepidoptera, Noctuidae. Gene Ontology annotation, molecular function: odorant binding.
AAGUACCUUGGAGUUGGAAGGUGGCUGAAAGAUUUUUCAUUGUAAUUAUAGCAAUUUUUCUAUUAAAUUAAAAAUGUGUUUGCUAAAAAUAUACACCACGCUCGAAAAAAAUACUUUAGCCAAUAAGUUUACUAUAUUAAAGAAAGUUUGUUUGAUAGUUACAGCUCUUCAGGCUGAAUAGAAUACCUAAUAAGUUAUCUUAAGGCUGAGUUGCAACGUGUAUUUAGCUAGUUGCUUACUCAUUCAUGGUAGGAAAAGUUUCCGCCUCAUGAUUACCGCUUGUACUGCAGCGUAACACCUCUAACGCGUUAAUUGCUGGCUUUGGAUAACUACCGCCUUAACCGUGUGAUUUAGUUGGGGUGGAGUUCGCGGUAAUAUAAGACAAGUUAGUUGCGCCGGGAGUCCAGUGGCGUGAAGGCAGCGGCCGCCAUGUUCACGGGGACGCUGCCCUUCUUACUCAUAUUGGUCGCUUAUGCUAAUGGCGGCAAAGACAAGCCGGUGUUCAGUGACGAAAUCAAAGAAAUAAUACAAACUGUUCACGACGAGUGUGUCAGUAAAACAGGGGUUGCCGAGGAGGAUAUAACGAAUUGCGAAAACGGCAUAUUUAAGGAGGACGUGAAAUUGAAGUGCUAUAUGUUUUGCCUGAUGGAGGAAGCGAGUCUCGUUGACGAGAAUGAUGUAGUGGACUAUGAUUUGUUGGUCAGUUUGAUCCCAGAUGAAUACUACGACAGAACUUCUAACAUGAUAUUUGGAUGUAAACACCUCGAUACACCGGACAAAGAUAAAUGUCAAAGAGCAUUUGACGUGCACAAAUGUUCUUACGAUAAAGAUCCCGCAGUAAGUAACACUGGACAUAAUAUGUUAUUUUUGGCCAAAACAGACCACUUGCAGACUCUUUUCUUCCACAUCACAAGAGACAAUGAUUGGUUGCAGUUAAUAAAAACAAAACAUAAUUAUAAAAGCUUUACUUAAGUAUUACUAUCGGAGAUGCUAGUUAAGACAAGAUUUAAUAAUUCAUUAUUUACCGUCUCUGAGA